Molecule: messenger RNA, 1686 nt
Organism: Gossypium raimondii (Peruvian cotton)
Lineage: Eukaryota; Viridiplantae; Streptophyta; Magnoliopsida; Malvales; Malvaceae
Exons: 5
Coding region: 1-1686 (561 amino acids)
Biological process (GO): DNA integration
Molecular function (GO): nucleic acid binding
Source: RefSeq, a predicted model, not a curated record
AUGAAGACUUUUCUCCAAGCACUUGAUCUGUGGAGUGCAGUUGAGAAUGAUGUCGAGCCACCACCAUUGAGAGCAAAUCCAACCAUUGCUCAGAUCAGGCAGCAUGGUGAGGAGCGAGCCAAGAAGCAUAAAGCCAUGGCCUGCCUACAAAAUAGAGUGUCUGAUGUGAUUUUUACUCACAUCAUGGCCUGUGAUUCACCCAAACAAGCAUGGGAUAGGCUAAAAGAGGAGUUCAUGGGAUCAGACAAGACAAGGCAGCAACAAGUAAUUAAUCUUAGAAGGGAGUUUGAAAAUUUGAAGAUGAAGGAGUCAGAAACUAUCAAGCAAUAUUCUGAUAGGAUUAUGACUACUGUCAAUAAUAUCAGACUCCUUGGAGAAGAUUUCAGUGACAGCAGGGUUGUUGAGAAGGUUAUUACCACCUUACCUGAAAGAGAAGAGCAAGUAGGUAGGAGGAGAGUUCUGAAGGUGCUUUUCAAGCAAAGGUCAAAGAAGGCUUUAGCUCAAGUCAGAAAGCUAAGAAGCCUUGGUUUGAAAAAAGGGAAAGAUCAAAGAAAGAUGCUGUAUGGUCACCAUGAAAAGAUUUGUAGAAAUCAAGAAAAGGCACAAACUCUGCCAGUACAAGCCAAGACUGCUGAGGAUCUUCAAGCUCAGGAGGAGCAUGUCUUCACUGCCUCAUGUUCUGCAACCACAAGCAAAUCCAAAUGCAGUUGGCUUGUGGAUAGUGGCUGCUCACAUCACAUGGAAUCAGAUGAGAGCCUAUUCAAGGACCUUGACAAGAGUUAUACUUCAAAGGUCAAGAUAGGCAAUGGGAAUCUGAUUGAAGCUAAAGGCAGAGGUGAUGUUGUGAUCAACACUGGUUCAGUUUUCAAGAAUGAUUCUUGUGUUAUUAAUGAUGUUCUUGGUAGAGAAGUUGUUUUAGCACCCAUGGCAGAUAGUUGUUUCAUGCUGGAUGUGAGCCAACUUGAGAGAAGAGCCUAUACAAGUUCAGUUGACAAUGCUGAUCUGUGGCAUAGAAGAUUUGGCCAUGUCAAUUUCAGGUCACUCAAUUUGCUGCACAAGAUGAGUUUGAUAGAGGACAUGAUUAAGGUUGAUGCAAAUGAGUCUGUUUGUGAAGAUGGGAUUCAUCAUCAGUUAACCACAGUGUACACUCCUCAGCAAAAUGGAGUGUGUAAGAGAAAGAACAGAACAGUGAUGAACAUGACCAGGUGUUUGUUGUUUCAAAGCAAGCUUUCAAGCAUUUUUUGGGCUGAAGGUGUCAACACCUCAGUGUACCUACUCAAUAGGCUGCCAACACAUGCUGUGAAGGAUAAAACUCCUUUUGAAGCAUGGUAUGAUUUUAAACCAACUGUUUCUCAUUUAAAAGUGUUUGGUUGCAUGUGUUUUGUACUUGUCCCUGCAGAAAGAAGAACCAAGCUUGAGAAAAGGUCAGUUCCAGGCAUUUUUAUUGGUUACAGUAGCAGCAAGAAGGGCUACAGAGUAUUUGAUCCCUCAACCAAUAAGGUUUUGGUAAGCAGAGAUGUCAAAAUCGAUGAAGGAAGGUUUUGGAGUCUAGAUGGCUCUAACACAAGUCAAUUUGAAGAAGAGCAAGUUGACAGCAAUCUGGAAUUGGCAGAAAGUGAAGUCAGUAAUGCCAAUGUUGAUGAUGCUCCUGUGAGAGGGACCAGGUCUAUUGCUGAUAUCUACUAG